Psammomys obesus (fat sand rat) is the source of this 645-nucleotide messenger RNA. It is a transcript of the gene Csn3, whose product is annotated as casein kappa. Bases 1 to 645 code for a protein of 214 amino acids. The record is from RefSeq and is a predicted model, not a curated record. The transcript is spliced from 4 exons. Gene Ontology annotation, cellular component: extracellular region. Lineage: Eukaryota; Metazoa; Chordata; Mammalia; Rodentia; Muridae. Gene Ontology annotation, biological process: lactation; protein stabilization.
AUGGAAACACUGUCUCCCUCCAUGCUCAUCCUGGCUGAAAAUCAAGGGUCUGGAGAGUCGACUUCACACGUCAGUGGAGAUAUAAUACAUAGAUGCUGGACAACUGGCCUGAAGGCCAAGCAAGUAAACAGCACUGAUGGUGCAAAGAUGAGGAAUUUCUUUGUAGUUGUGAAUAUUCUGGCACUAACUCUUCCCUUCUUGUGCCUUGAAACGGAGGGAACGAUUGAGCAGAAAAGUGUCCUGUAUACACCAGUUCACUAUGCACUGAAGAGCAAUCUUGGUUAUGAACCUAAUUACUACCACUAUAGCCCCUCUGUUAGCCCAUAUAUGUAUUACCCACUUGUCGUAAGACUACUUCUGCUUAGCUCUCCAGUCCAGGUCUCCAAACGGCAACCAAUGCCAAAUUUCCCCCAGUCUGUUGGGGUACCUCGUCCUGUUCCAAGCCCGUCCUUUCUUGCCUUUCCAACAACGGAAACUCAAGAAAGCACCGACAGUCCAAACAUCAGUAUCCCUGCUGCUAUUGAGCCUACACCAGCUCCUGUGUCUGAACCAGUGAUGAUUACUGAGGUCAUUCCUGAAGGUUCCACGGUGCCCAUCAAUAUCCCAGAGACUGCCACAGUCCCAGUGUUAACAACUGCAGCAUAA